CUUUUCUGGUGACCUGCAUCACGUCUCGUUCGGUGAGUAAACAUAUAUCCGUCGAGACAGUGUUUAAUACGUAUAAAAAACACCGAUGAGCUAUGCUGUGCAAGAGCCAUUGUCACGGCGAAAGCUAGAAUAGAUAAACACGAAAAAUGGGAGAGUAUACGUAAGGGUUCCAGCAUACAAGGAUUACUGGCCGCAUAACUACACAGUGAUGCCAGCGUGUCAAGAGAAGCCUGUGGAAUUGAGGAAGUCAAGAAGUUCCAGGCCGUGUUAACAAAUUACCAACUGUACGUGAUUUCAAAAACCAUUCCAAUGGUAUAAUUUACAAGGGACCUGACUCGGACAACAAGAUAUUCUUGUAUCACCAUGACCAACAUUAUGACAUCAUCACGAGUAUGCCAGCAUUUCUAGGAAGGAGCUAUUUUUGUACAGAAUGUCAAAAAGGAUACGAUCACAAGGAGAAACAUAAAUGUAACAAUGUGUGUCAUUCCUGUUAUAAAAUACACGAGUCUAGCAAGGAUGACUGGAUUCACUGCGCUUACUGUAAUCGAUUUUUUAAGGGACAAGAGUGUUAUACUUUACACAAAAAUCAAACUGCCAAGGGAAAUUUGACCUGCAAAACCUACCAUCGCUGUGUACAUUGUUCUAAACUAUUAACAGAUCCAUGUGUAAAGGAAAACAUAAAUGCGGUGGAAAAUACUGUGGCACAUGUAAAGACUGUUGAAAAGGAACAUCAGUGUUAUAUGAAGCCAGAAGAGAAAAUUGAAGAAUCAGAUGAACAAGAAGAAGACAAUAAACAAACAUAUAUAUUUUUCGAUUUUGAGUGUACCCAAGAAGACAUUGUGGAAUGCGAAAGCGGUUUUAAAAUUGGGGAAAACGGUAAAAUCUGUAGUACCUUUGACGAUGCAAAUAACACCACGGCUAUGCAGAGAAUCAAUGUUGGUGGACAUGAUGUCACGGAAACUCUGGCACGAACUGUGGAUGCGAGAUGUGGAACCUCAUAUUCAUCUUCGUUGAGACGCCUGUUACAAAUGGAAUACUUGAAAGAGAGAGUUUGCAUAUAUGGAGAGAGUACACAACACACGCUACCUGAUGGCACAGCUGUAGAGGUGGACGAAGAAAUAAGAAAUAUUUGUGCAAUGUCACAUUAUCAUUGCCAAGAAUACGGUAAAACCCAAUAUUCCACAUUGAUGAUGAUAUCAGAUUUGAUUGGUAGAUGUUUAUAUAGCCAAAAUAAAGUUCGCAAUUAUAGACGGGUUGGUGAUCUUCAGCAAGUGAUGUAUUCGUACAGCUUUAGCUUAAAUGCUGCACAUUGUUCCAAUAUUAAUUGUUACUCGUCUAUUGUGUAAGCGGACAAUGCGUGUAUAUACUACAAAAAAUAAUAAUAGUAGGAAUAAUGAACGUACCUCUGUUAAUACCGUCCAAAGGUCCUACAGCAUGCCUUCAUGUUGAACCUCUCUACUGCAACCUUUCCACACACGUUCGGCCACAGGUACUUAAAGGCGUACUCGUCGUAAAACGGGCGCCGGUGGUGACAUUGCCGCGCGCAAUGGUAUUCGUAACAUAUUCCUACAAAACACAUUAGAUUGUCGUUAUAAGUCAUGGUACAAAAAUCGUUUUCUAUUCAAAUGUUGAGGUCUGGACUUAAACGAGCAUUCCCGUUCAUUGUCAAAUCGGAUAUAGUUUGUGUGUGUGUGUGUUGUACAUGACAGAGAAGUCAUAUGCUUCCAGAAACUGUAAUGCCAAUAAACUACAUAGUAAAGAAUUGCAUGAAUUUUGUUGUACAAUAGAUAAGUUAAAAUCCACGUUUGUUUUCGUUUUAUUAUUUUACAAGUUCCAGAGUCGGCUUGGUUUUCCAUGGUUAUAUAAGUCAAGGUCAAUCUCAGAGCCUGUAAGGUAAUGUCGUAACGUCAUUCAGCCGGGAGUUUUCGCCAAACUAAUUUUACAAUGCUUGCAGUGGUAUUGAAAUACAUCGGGGUUUUUCAAACUCAAUUGUUUUUGUUGGGAUUUUCUCUGAAAAUGGGAAAUAACAGAGACUAAUUUGGGGAAUCAGGGAACGUCGCGGAUACAGGCUACGCCAAAGCAUGGUAAAAAUGCUCCUGCUAAUACUUGACUUAUAGCCAUUAAUAAUACCUUACUACAACUUCUAACAUUUACACCAAUAAAUACACCACUAAAAGUACUGAAUAUUCGAAUACCAAUGUUACCAUUCGUUUGCAUCUCUGAUAGACACAAACACCAACUGAAAAGCAUUGCGUGACACAUAUGGUCAGUAAAAAUAAUGUUUCAUUAUUGCUUUGUUAUGGUUGUAAAUUACGUUAGUAUCUUAAUAUUACUAACACGUUAGCUAACAUGGGUGUUCAAAAGAGCGUGAAAAUAACGUUUAACAAACCACAAUUUAUCUUCGUCGAAUGGGGCAUAUUCAAGUAUAUUGAUUGAGACAAAACUUAUCAAUUGUGAGAUAACGCAAAACACUGAGAUCAGUAUGUUAACACUGAGAUCAGUAUGUUAACACUGAGAUCAGUAAGUAAACACUGAGACCAGCAUGUAAGCACUGAGAUCAGUAAGUAAACACUGAGACCAGCAUGUAAGCACUGAGAUCAGUAAGUAAACACUGAGAUCAGUUUAUUAACACUGAGAUCAGUAAGUAAACACUGAGAUCAGAUUAUUAACACUAAGAUCAGUAUGUAAACACGGCGAUCAGUAUGUAAACACGGAAAUCAGUAUGUAAACACGGAGAUCAGUAUGUAAACACGGAAAUCAGUAUGUAAACACGGAGAUCAGUAUGUAAACAUUGAGAUCAGUACACAAGCUGUUCAACUACUUCAGUUAGUGUCGCAGAUGUCAUUACGUUAAUUAUUGAGCAUUGAUUAUUGACAAUUGAUGAGGUAAAUGGUAAGUCCCAUUCUAAUGGCAAGGCUUGCUACCGGUCCCAGCAUUCACGUUCACGUUAACAAUAGUUUGUACUCGCAAUAUUCAUAAUAAACGUUGAACGUUUGUUAGUUGUGAGCGUUUCUCAAAUGCUAGUAUUCUCAGUAUUUAACAGUUAAGCAUGUUGAAAGAAACACUCCAAUAAAUAGCAAUCACAAACUACACAAAACUCAUUAAUUCAUACCUGUAAACACAUUUUCUAUUUCUUUUAGGUUAAAUAGCAAACUGCUUUAAGUUGAUAUUUGCUUACGUUAUGUAAAAAUAUCCCGACUAUAGAAAGCCUAACCGAUGUGUGUUUUGAGAAUUUGUAUUCAAUCGAAUUACCUUCAACAGAUGUGAUGGAUACAGCCAGGAGAGUACAAACGAAAAGUGCGACGAGAAGUUUAGAUGCCAUUGUCCUGCACUUAAUCACUUAGUUUUUAACGUGAUAAUACAAAUGUCCUUGUUUAGACUAGACACCGUUGUCUUUAUAUAAUAUUGUUGCGAUAAUAAUUAACAAUCUGCGCAUGCGCAUAUGUUAAUUUUCCAACGUACGUAUUUUACGUAUACGUUAUACUAUGUGAGUUCCAUUGACGUUUCCUUGUUCGGUUGCUAAUGCGUUCAUCGUGUUUAACGUCUCAUUGGUGUAUACACUUAUGACACUGUCAUCUAUAAACCACAGAUUACCGUUUGUGUAAACGUGAAUAUUGUUUGACGAGCGAUGACAGAGCAAGGCCUACUGAUUCAUUUGUGAAAAUCUAAUCGUUAAUUUAUGGGCUCUGGAACAACGUAGUAGUCAGUUAUCAGUAAUCAGUAGUUCGUAGAGUAAAAUUUUGUCAUUAAAACAGAUGUAAAUCGAAAUAUCCUUUGAUGUUAACAUUUAUUCUUUAAAGGGACUUAGUCUAAGACACCAGAUGAUACAUUUGCAAGAAAAAAAUUGUCACAAGAUUACAUAAUAUUUUUAUAGUUGUGUAUUACGGAUUAAAAUUACUUACCGAUAAAUCAGAUUGCUUGCGACACAAGUUAUUAUCGCAAUUGUUUGCGUAUUUUUCAAAUUUGAAUUUUGAUUGGUUUGUCUACCACAUCAAUUUCAGUAAAUUUAAAAAUAGCGUCAGUAGUUAUAUCAGUAAUAAUCACGUUACUUUCACACGCAUAAUAUAACCUGGGCGACUUAGCUGUGACAGCGACGAAUUGUACUUGACAAACUAAAACUGCAUGAAAAGAUCAAAAACGCAUAUCGUGGACAUAUUACAGACAGACUCGUUUGUAAACAGUAAACAGACAUUCUUAUCCAUGCUAUUUAUGUACAUUACGCCAUUCUUAUCCAUGCUAUUUAUGUACAUUACGCCAUUCUUAUCCAUGCUAUUUAUAUACAUUACGCCAUUCUUACCCAUGCUAUUUGUGUACAUUACGCCAUUCUUAUCCAUGCUAUUUAUGUACAUUACGCCAUUCUUAUCCAUGCUAUUUAUAUACAUUACGCCAUUCUUACCCAUGCUAUUUGUGUACAUUACGCCAUUCUUAUCCAUGCUAUUUAUGUACAUUACGCCAUUCUUAUCCAUGCUAUUUAUAUACAUUACGCCAUUCUUACCCAUGCUAUUUGUGUACAUUACGCCAUUCUUAUCCAUGCUAUUUAUGUACAUUACGCCAUUCUUAUCCAUGCUAUUUAUAUACAUUACGCCAUUCUUACCCAUGCUAUUUGUGUACAUUACGCCAUUUUUAUCCAUGUUAUUUGUGUACAUUACGCCAUUCUUAUCCAUGUUAUUUGUGUACAUUAUGCCAUUAUUAUCCAUGUUAUUUAUGUACAUUACAUCAGUCUAAUAUAUGUCAUUUGUGUACAUCACAACAUCUUAAUCUUUGUCAUUUGUGUUCAUCACAACAUUCUUAUCUUCGUCAUUUGUUUACAUCACAACAUUCUUAUCCUUGUCAUUUGUGUACAUUACAACAUUCUUAUCUUUGUCAUUUGUGUACAUCACAACAUUCUCAUCUUUGUCAUUUGUGUACAUCACAACAUUCUUAUCUUUGUCAUUUGUGUACAUCACAACAUUCUUAUCUUUGUCAUUUGUGUACAUCACAACAUUCUUAUCUUUGUCAUCUGUGUACAUUACAACAUUCUUAUCUUUGUCAUUUGUGUACAUUACAACAUUCUUAUCUAUGUCUAUGCUAUAAGUGUACACUACACCAUUCUACAAUUUUAGAUCUGACAAAAAGUGUGUACUGCAUCAUACUCGCCCAGCCUGUAGGUGUACAUUACAAACACCAUUCUACCAUUCUCGUUCAGACUAUAAGUGUAUGUAACAGCAUUUUCGUUCAGACUAUAGGUGUACAGUACACAUUGUUCUACCAUACUUUACCAAACUAUAAGUAUAAUUAUGUAAUACCAUUUUCGUCCAGACUAUUGUUGUGCAUUACACCAUCCGUAACCAAUCUCGUCCAGACUAUAUGUCCAGUUUUCCAUUUCUGACCAUACUUGAGUUUUACAUUACACCAUUUUUGUCAAGGCUACUGGUGUACAUUACACCAUUCUCGUCCAGGCUAUAUGUCCAUUUCUCCAUUUCCGUCCAAACAUAACACCAUUUUUGUCCAGGCUAUUGGUAUAUAUUACACCAUUCGCGUCCAGAUUACAUGUGUACAUUAUACCAUUCUCCUCCAAACGAUAGAUGUACAUUCUCCUUCAAACGAUAGGUGUACAUUGUACCAUUCUCGUCCAUACUAUAUGGGUACAUAACACCAUUCUCGUCCAUACUGUAUGUGUACAAAACACCAUUCAAGUCCAUACUAUAUGUGUACAUAACACCAUUCUCGUCCAUACUAUAUGUGUACAUAACAUCAUUCUCGUCCAAACUAUAUGCGUACAUAACACCAUUCUCGUUCAUACUAUAUGUGUACAUAACACCAUUCUCGUCCAUACUAUAUGUGUACAUAACACCAUUCUAGUCCAUACUAUAUGUGUACAUAACACCAUUCUCGUCCAUACUAUAUGUGUACAUAACACCAUUCUCGUCCAUACUGUAUGUGUACAUAACACCAUUCUCGUCCAUACUAUAUGUGUACAUAACACCAUUCUCGUCCAUACUAUAUGUGUACAAAACACCAUUCUUCUCCAUACUAUAUGUGUACGAACACCAUUCUCGUACAUACUAUAUGUGAACAUAACACCAUUCUCGUCCAUACUAUAUGUGAACAUAACACCAUUCCCAUUCAUAUUAUAUGUGUACAUUACACCAUUCUCGUCCAUACUAUACGUGUACAUUACACCAUUCUCGUCCAUACUAUAUGUGACAUUACACCAUUCUCGUCCAUACUAUAUGUGUACAUAACACCAUUCUCGUCCAUACUAUAGGUGUGAAUAACACCAUUAUCGUCCAUACUAUAUGUGUUCAUAACACCAUUCUCGUCUAUGUUAUAGGUGUACAUAACACCAUUCUCGUUCAUAUUAUAUGUGUACAUAACACCAUUCUCGUUCAUACUAUAUGUGAACAUAACACCAUUAUCGUCCAUACUAUAUGUGAACAUUACACCAUUAUCGUCCAUGCUAUAUGUGAACAUUACACUAUUCUCGUUCAUACUAUAUGUGUACAUAACACCAUUCCUAUCCAUAUUAUAUGUGUACAUUACACCAUUCUUGUCCAUACUAUACGUGUACAUUACACCAUUCUUGUCCAUACUAUAGGUGUGCAUUACACCAUUCUCGUCCAUACUAUAUGUGUACAUAACACCAUUCUCGUCCAUACUAUAGGUGUACAUAACACCAUUCUCGACCAUACUAUAUACAUGUAUG
This is a messenger RNA of Mya arenaria, 6685 nucleotides long. RefSeq lists its product as uncharacterized. The record is from RefSeq and is a predicted model, not a curated record. Lineage: Eukaryota; Metazoa; Mollusca; Bivalvia; Myida; Myidae. The transcript has 4 exons. Bases 393 to 1346 code for a protein of 317 amino acids.